AAGAAGCAGCAGCCCAUGCAGCAGGCUCAGGUGGACUCCGCCGUGGACUCCAAGGUCCAGAAGUCCAAGUCGUCGUCACCGGAGCAGGAGCAGCAGGCCGUGUCUGUUGAGCAGUCCGCUGAUGUGUCCAGCGCCGCCUCCAAGCAGACAAUCAGUCCGCAGUCUGAACAGUCUUCAGAGUCGGUUGAACAGGCGCAGGAAUAA
Messenger RNA from Dibothriocephalus latus, 204 nucleotides. The record is from the annotation of a GenBank genome assembly. NCBI's taxonomy places the organism in Eukaryota, Metazoa, Platyhelminthes, Cestoda, Diphyllobothriidea, Diphyllobothriidae.